GGGCAGUCCUCGGCUUCGUCCAAGAAAAUUCCCGUGAGAGAUGGAGUGAGAGAACUCAUGCUUCUAUUGCUCAAAAACUCCUCUCCUCGAACGCUUUUCGGGAAAACGGUAGGGAGAAGAAAAACGUGAGUGAGAGAGAGAGAGAGGGAGAAGACGGGCCAGGAGAUCGAACGGAACACUUCUCUACUUCUCAGAAACCCUAGAAACAGAGAGACCAAGCAGAGCCAAGGAACAAAAAGUGAAGAAUUUGCUUUUGAUUUAAUAGGUGCAGCCGAAGAGAAGAACUAGGGUUUUAGCAGUUUGCAACUCGAAAAUGAGUCCAAUUCAGAACUUCGAACAGCAUGCUCGGCAUCUCAUCGAGCCUGACCUUCCUAUACAGGCAAGGCUUCAGAUGGCAAUGGAGGUGCGGGAUAGCCUCGAGAUUGCGCAUACUGCUGAGUACUUAAACUUCCUGAAAUGUUAUUUCCGGGCCUUCUCCAUGAUUCUUACACAGUUAACGACACCUCAACUGACGGACAACCCUGAGCACAAGCUUAGAAACGUUAUCGUUGAGAUUCUUAAUCGUCUCCCUCACAGUGAAGUACUCCGCCCCUUUGUCCAGGAUCUUUUGAAAGUCGCCCUGCAAGUUCUCACUUUGGACAAUGAGGAGAAUGGCCUAGUUUGUAUACGUAUCAUCUUUGACCUUUUGCGGAACUUCAGGCCGAGCCUUGAGAACGAAGUCCAGCCGUUCCUUGACUUCGUUUGUAAGAUAUACCAGAACUUUAGGGCGACUGUUAGUUAUUACUUUGAGGAUGGGGCGGGUGGAGAAGAUAAUAAGCAGGUCACUGGUUCGGGUCAACUUGCUACUGGGUACAUUGGUGGCGGGCAGCUUAACCCCAGCACUCGUUCCUUUAAGAUAGUCACGGAGAGCCCACUGGUGGUGAUGUUCCUUUUUCAGCUGUAUGGGCGGCUGGUUCAGACUAACAUUCCUCACUUGCUGCCUUUGAUGGUUGCCGCAAUAUCUGUUCCAGGACCUGAAAAGGUUCCUCCGCAGUCGAAGAACUACUUCAUUGAAUUGAAGAGUGCACAGGUUAAGACGGUUUCCUUUUUAACUUACUUGCUGAAAAGUUUCGCUGACUAUAUAAGGCCUCAUGAAGAAAGUAUAUGUAGAAGCAUUGUGAAUUUGCUUGUUAGUUGUCCAGACUCUGUUUCUGUUCGGAAGGAAUUGCUUGUAGCAUUGAAACAUGUUCUUGGAACAGAUUUCAAGCGGGGAUUAUUUCCUUUAAUUGACACUUUGUUGGAGGAGAGGGUUUUGGUGGGAACUGGUCGAGCUUGCUUUGAUACAUUGAGACCAUUGGCUUAUAGUCUACUUGCAGAGAUUGUACAUCAUGUCCGGGGUGAUCUUUCACUAUCACAGUUGUCAAGAAUUAUUUACUUGUUCUCCAGGAAUAUGCAUGAUUCAUCCCUAUCAUUGAGCAUUCAUACUACUUGUGCACGCCUAAUGCUGAAUCUGGUGGAACCUAUUUUUGAGAAAGGUGUUGAUCCAUCAUCCAUGGAUGAAGCUAGGGUUUUAUUGGGUAGAAUUCUGGAUGCUUUUGUGGGGAAGUUUAGUACCUUCAAACGGACCAUUCCUCAGCUAUUGGAGGAGGGUGAGGAAGGAAAGGAGCGAUCGACAAUGAGGUCAAAGCUUGAACUCCCUGUGCAGGCAGUUUUAAAUCUGCAGGUCCCUCUGGAACACUCCAAGGAAGUCACUGAUUGUAAACAUCUAAUUAAGACGUUGGUCAUGGGAAUGAAGACAAUAAUUUGGAGCAUCACUCAUUGUCAUUUAUCACGAACACAGGUUUCACCAUCAGCACAUGGAGCACUUCAGCAAAUGCAGGUCUCCCCAUCGUCUACCUUUCCAGUUUCUCAAGCAUUUAAAGGGAUGAGAGAGGAUGAGGUGUGGAAAGCCUCUGGUGUCCUGACAAGUGGUGUCCAUUGCUUAGCUCUCUUCAAGGAGAAAGACGAAGAGAGGGAGAUGCUUCACCUUUUUUCUCAAAUUUUAGCUAUUAUGGAGCCACGAGAUCUUAUGGAUAUGUUCUCCAUGUGCAUGCUAGAACUUUUUGAGUGCAUGAUCAGCAACAAUCAGUUGCUUCAUAUAUUUUCUACCCUUCUGCAAGCACCCAAGGUUUUUCGGCCCUUUGCAGAUGUUUUGGUCAAUUUCCUUGUCAGUAGCAAGCUUGACUGUUUGAAGCAUCCAGACACACCAUCAGCGAAACUUGUGUUGCAUCUUUUUCGGCUGUUAUUUGGUGCUGUUUCUAAGGCUCCUUCAGAUUGUGAACGUAUUCUACAGCCUCAUGUGCCUGUUAUCAUGGAGGUUUGUAUGAAGAAUGCCACUGAAGUUGAAAUGCCACUUGGUUAUAUGCAACUUCUUCGUACAAUGUUCCGUGCACUUGCGGGGGGGAAAUUUGAACUUCUGUUGCGAGACCUGAUUCCUACAUUGCAACCCUGCCUAAAUAUGUUACUGGCUAUGGUAGAUGGGCCUACUGGUGAAGACAUGAGGGACCUUGUGCUGGAGCUUUGCCUAACUUUGCCAGCCCGUUUAAGUUCUUUGUUGCCUCACCUUCCUCGUCUUAUGAAGCCUCUGGUUUUGACUCUAAAAGGAAGUGAUGACCUUGUAAGCUUAGGUCUAAGGACACUUGAGUAUUGGAUUGAUAGUUUAAAUCCUGAUUUCUUGGAACCAAGUAUGGCAAAUGUUAUGUCAGAAGUGAUCCUAGCUUUAUGGUCUCACUUGAGACCAGCACCCUAUCCAUGGGGUGCAAAAGCAUUGCAACUUCUUGGUAAACUUGGUGGUCGGAACAGACGUUUUCUCAAAGAGCCCCUUGCGCUUGAGUGUAAAGAGAACCCUGAGCAUGGGCUUCGAUUGAUUUUUACGUUUGAGCCGUCAACUCCUUUUUUAGUACCUUUGGAUCGUUGCAUAUAUCUGGCUGUAGCUGCUGUCAUGCAGAAGACUGCCGGCAUGGAUGCUUUUUACAGAAAGCAGGCUCUAAAGUUCCUCCGUGUGUGCUUGUCUUCUCAACUGAACUUGCGAGGUAAUGUUAAUGGGGAGGCAAUUACACCUGGGCCGUUGUCAACAUUAUUAGUUUCUUUGAUCGAUCCUUCCUGGCACUGGGCUGAGACCUCAGAUCUUAAGGGUGACUUGGGGGUCAAGACUAAAACACAACUUAUGGCUGAGAAAUCUGUGUUUAAGGUGCUCCUGAUGACCAUCAUUGCUGCUAGUGCAGAACCAGAUCUUUGUGACCCCAAGGAUGAUUUUGUUCUCAAUGUUUGCCGCCAUUUUGCUAUGAUUUUCCAUGUGGAGAACUCUUCAACUAAUCCUUCAGUUGCGACCGGGCAACUUGUGGGCCCUGUGCUUUCAUCAACAAAUAACAUGGGUUCCAGAUCUAGGGGCACUACUACUUCAAAUCUCAAGGAGUUGGAUCCACUGAUAUUUUUGGAUGCAUUGGUGGAUGUGCUAGCAGAUGAAAACAGGCUUCAUGCCAAGGCUGCUCUUAAUGCUUUAAAUAUGUUUGCUGAGACUCUUCUUUUCCUUGCUCGCUCAAAGCAUAGUGGAGUGCCUUCAAGGGGAGCUCCUGGGACUCCCAUGAUGGUUUCUAGUCCAUCAAUGAAUCCUGUAUAUUCACCACCCCCUAGUGUUAGGAUCCCUGUGUUUGAGCAACUUUUGCCUCGUCUUCUGCAUUGUUGUUAUGGGAAUACGUGGCAGGCUCAAAUUGGAGGUGUGAUGGGGUUAGGUGCUUUGGUGGGUAAAGUAACAGUUGAGACUUUAUCUUUUUUCCAAGUUAGAAUUGUUCGUGGUCUGGUAUAUGUUCUCAAAAGACUUCCUGCACAUGCUAACAAGGAACAGGAGGAGACAAGUCAAGUGCUUACACAGGUCCUCCGUGUGGUGAAUAAUGUUGAUGAAGAAAAUAGUGAACCCCGCAGGCAAAGCUUUCAGGGUGUUGUUGAUUUUCUUGCUUCGGAGUUGUUUAAUGCUAAUGCAUCCAUUGUUGUUAGGAAGAAUGUACAGUCAUGUCUUGCACUUUUGGCAAGUAGAACUGGUAGUGAGGUGUCUGAGUUGCUUGAGCCUUUGUAUCAACCAUUACUUCAGCCAUUUAUAAUGCGAUCACUUCGGUCCAAGAAUGUUGAUCAACAGGUUGGGACAGUUACUGCUUUGAAUUUUUGCUUGGCCUUAAGACCACCCCUUCUCAAGUUGACUCCUGAGCUUGUUAAUUUCUUGCAAGAAGCUCUGCAAAUCGCUGAGGCAGAUGAGACCGUAUGGGUCGUAAAAUUUAUGAACCCAAAAGUGGCAACAUCAUUAAACAAGCUUCGGACAGCAUGUAUCGAGUUACUAUGUACAGCAAUGGCAUGGGCAGAUUUUAAAACGCCGAAUCAUUAUGAACUGCGGGCGAAGAUCAUUUCCAUGUUUUUUAAAUCAUUGACUUGUCGGACACCAGAAAUUGUUGCUGUUGCAAAGGAGGGGCUUCGACAGGUUAUUCAACAACAAAGGAUGCCCAAAGACCUUCUGCAGACUAGCCUCCGGCCUAUUUUAGUUAAUUUGGCGCAUACGAAGAGUCUCAGCAUGCCUCUUCUGCAAGGUCUGGCACGCUUGCUUGAACUUCUCUCCAACUGGUUUAAUGUUACCUUGGGCGGCAAGCUUUUGGAGCACCUGAGGAAAUGGUUGGAACCGGAAAAGCUUGCUCAAUGUCAGAAAUCAUGGAAGGUUGGAGAGGAACCGAAAAUUGCAGCAGCUAUUAUUGAACUUUUCCAUCUGCUCCCUCCAGCGGCUGGGAGGUUCCUGGAUGAACUGGUGACCCUGACAAUUGAUUUGGAAGGGGCUCUUCCCCAAGGGCAAUUCUACAGUGAAAUUAACAGUCCUUAUCGCCUUCCACUCACCAAGUUCUUAAAUCGAUAUUCAAGUGAAGCUGUUGGGUAUUUUCUUGGUCGUUUAAGCCAGCCUAAAUACUUCAGGCGGUUUAUGUAUAUAAUACGUUCAGAUGCUGGCCAACCCUUGAGAGAAGAACUUGCAAAGUCUCCAGAGAAGAUACUUGCAAAUGGUUUCCCUCAAUUCUUUCCAAAGUCUGAAGGAUCUGUGGCUUCAGGAUCUAUGAUUCCACCUGCUGAUCCAAUGAUUGAAGAAAAUCUUGUUACACCUCUACCUGAAGGGCUUUCUAAUCCACCAUCUGCAACCCAUAGUGCAAGCUCAGAUGCUUAUUUUCAGGGACUUGCUCUUAUUUCAGCUUUGGUUAAACUGAUGCCUGAAUGGUUGCAUAAUAACCGUAUUGUUUUUGAUACAUUGGUACUUGUCUGGAAAUCACCUGCAAGAAUAUCUCGUUUACACAAUGAACAAGAGCUGAGUUUGGUCCAAGUGAAGGAAAGCAAAUGGCUUGUCAAAUGCUUUCUCAAUUACUUGCGACAUGAGAAAACUGAAGUCAAUGUUUUAUUUGAUAUGCUUUCUAUUUUUCUAGUCCACACUCGCAUUGAUUAUACUUUCCUGAAGGAAUUUUACAUCAUUGAGGUUGCUGAAGGCUAUCCUCCAACUAUGAAGAAAACCCUUCUAGUGUAUUUCUUGGAACUUUUCCAAUCCAAAGAACUCGGCCAUGAUCAUCUGGUUGUUGCUAUGCAAAUGCUUAUUCUUCCAAUGCUUGCUCAUGCUUUUCAGAAUGGCCAAAGUUGGGAGGUUGUAGACCCUACUAUUAUUAAGACAAUUGUUGAUAAGCUUCUUGAUCCCCCGGAAGAGGUUAGUGCUGAGUAUGAUGAACCUUUGAGAAUAGAACUUCUGCAGCUCGCUACAUUGCUUCUUAAAUAUCUACAAAAUGACCUUGUUCAUCAUCGAAAGGAACUCAUCAAAUUUGGUUGGAAUCAUCUCAAGCGAGAAGAGAGCGCCAGCAAGCAAUGGGCUUUUGUCAAUGUUUGCCAUUUCUUGGAGGCCUAUCAGGCUCCAGAGAAAAUUAUACUCCAGAGAGCUAAAUUUCUUGACGUCGAUUCUUGCUGUUCGUGUAAACCGGAAGAGGUUUUUGUGGCUCUUCUUAGAACAUGCCAGCCAGAGAACAAGAUGCUGGUCAAGCAGGCUCUUGAUAUACUAAUGCCAGCAUUACCCCGAAGGUUGCCUACAGGGGAUUACCGUAUGCCAAUUUGGAUCCGUUACACAAAAAAGAUUCUGGUUGAAGAAGGGCAUUCCAUUCCUAAUUUAAUUCACAUUUUCCAGCUCAUUGUCCGCCAUUCGGAUCUCUUCUACAGCUGUAGAGCACAAUUUGUUCCUCAAAUGGUUAAUUCUCUGAGUCGCCUUGGGUUACCAUACAACACGACUGCAGAAAAUAGACGCCUUGCCAUUGAACUUGCAGGGUUGGUUGUUGGAUGGGAAAGGCAGAGGCAAAAUGAAGUUAAAGCAGUACCUGAUACAGAAGGCCCUAACCAAACUAGUGAUGUGUUUAAUCCAGGUCCUGUUAAUAUUGAUCCAAAGCACCCAUCAGAAGGUUCUUUGUUACCCGAUGAGCUAAGUAAACGAGUAAAGGUUGAACCUGGCCUUCAAUCCAUCUGUGUCAUGUCCCCUGGUGGUGCUUCAUCAAUCCCCAAUAUAGAGACCCCUGGUUCUGCUGCACAGCCUGAUGAGGAGUUCAAGCCUAAUGCUGCCAUGGAAGAGAUGAUUAUCAAUUUUCUCAUUAGAGUAGCUUUGGUCAUAGAGCCCAAGGAUAAGGAAACAAGUUCAAUGUAUAAGCAGGCUUUGGAAUUAUUGUCGCAAGCUUUAGAAGUGUGGCCUAAUGCAAAUGUUAAGUUCAAUUAUCUGGAGAAGUUGCUGAGCAGUCUCCAGCCAUCUCAAUCAAAAGACCCUGCAACCGCUUUGGCUCAGGGCCUUGAUGUCAUGAAUAAGGUUUUGGAGAAGCAACCUCAUUUGUUCAUCCGAAACAACAUCCAUCAGAUUUCACAAAUACUUGAGCCUUGCUUCAACAAUAAAAUGCUGGAUGCUGGGAAGUCUCUAUGCUCCUUGUUGAAGAUGGUCUUUAUGGCAUUUCCUCCAGAGGCAGCUAAUACACCACAAGAUUUGAAGUUAUUGUACCAAAGGGUUGAGGAUCUUAUACAAAAGCAUCUUGCAGCUGUGACAUCCCCUCAAAUAUCACUAGAAGUUAGUGCUGCAAACUCCAUGAUAAGCUUUGCACUCUUUGUUAUUAACACUUUGACAGAGGUGCAGAAGAACUUCAUUGAUCCAUUCAUUUUGCCUUUGGCCCGUGUCUUUCAACGCCUGGUACGGGAUAUGGGAUCAUCUGGAGGUCCUCAUGUGAGACAUGGUCAGAGAACAGAGCCAGAUGCUGCUGGUCCUGCUCAUGCGGUUGGUGACAUUGGAUCAGUGACCUCUAAUUUGAAAUCUGUGUUAAAACUAAUCAGUGAAAGGGUCAUGCUUGUUCCUGAAUGUAAAAGAUCUGUAAGCCAAAUACUAAAUGCGCUACUGACAGAGAAGGGUACUGAUGCCAGUGUGCUACUUUGUAUACUUGAUGUAAUAAGGGGCUGGAUUGAAGAUGACUUCAGUAGGUCCGUGGCAUCUAGUGCAUCGGGAGCCGUUCUUACUCAGAAAGAGAUAGUUUCAUAUCUUCAGAAGUUGUCACUGGUUGAUAAGCUCGCUUUCUCCCCAAGUGCAUUAGAAGAGUGGGACAAGAAAUAUCUUGAACUUCUUUAUGGACUUUGUGCUGAAUCAAACAGGUAUCCACUGUCCAUGCGACAAGAAGUGUUCCAGAAAGUGGAAAGGCAAUUUAUGCUUGGUCUAAGGUCAAAAGAUCCAGAGGUCAGACAGAAAUUCUUCUUGCUAUAUCAUGAAUCCCUUGGGAAAACGUUGUUCGCAAGGCUGCAAUUUAUUAUCCAAAUUCAGGACUGGGAAGCUUUGAGUGAUGUCUUCUGGCUCAAACAAGGCCUUGAUCUUCUUCUGGCUAUCUUGCUUGAAAAUGAACCUAUAACACUUGCUCCAAACUCUGCUCGGGUGCUCCCGCUUAUGGCACAGGGUACUCUUCCAGAGCGCCCUGGAAUCCAGCAACAGGUUACUGAUGCAUCUGAUAAUUCUGAAGGGAGUCUAUUAACACUUGAUAACCUUGUCUAUAAGCAUGCACAGUUUUUGAAUGAGAUGAGAAAGCUCAAGGUGGCUGAUCUUGUUGUUCCUUUGAGGGAACUGGCUCACACGGAUGCUAAUGUUGCAUAUCAUUUAUGGGUACUGGUAUUCCCAAUUGUCUGGGUGACUUUACACAAGGAAGAGCAAGUGCAAUUAGCUAAGCCAAUGAUAGCUCUUUUGUCAAAAGAUUACCACAAAAAGCAACAAGGAAACAGACCAAAUGUUGUACAGGCACUUCUAGAAGGUCUUCAUUUGAGCCACCCUCAACCUCGGAUGCCAAGUGAACUCAUCAAAUAUAUUGGAAAGACUUACAAUGCCUGGCACAUUUCAUUGGCUCUGCUUGAAAGUCAUGUCAUGUUGUUCAUGAAUGAAGCGAAGUGUUCUGAGUCUCUUGCUGAACUUUAUCGAUUGCUCAAUGAGGAGGAUAUGAGGUGCGGACUGUGGAAGAAAAGAUCAAUUACUGCAGAAACACGCACUGGACUUUCACUAGUUCAACAUGGUUAUUGGCAAAGGGCCCAAAGCCUACUUUACCAAGCCAUGAUCAAGGCAACCCAGGGCACGUAUAACAACACGGUUCCAAAGGCUGAAAUGUGUCUUUGGGAAGAGCAAUGGCUUUAUUGUGCUAGUCAGCUUAGUCAGUGGGAUGUUUUGGCAGACUUUGGCAGAAGUGUUGAAAAUUAUGAAAUACUUCUUGAUUGUCUCUGGAAAAUUCCUGAUUGGGCAUAUAUGAAGGAUAACGUAAUUCCUAAGGCUCAAGUAGAAGAAACACCAAAGCUCCGCUUAAUCCAGGCAUUUUUUUCUCUUCAUGAUAGGAAUACAAAUGGCGUGGGAGAGGCGGAAAAUAUAGUGGGAAAGGGUGUUGAUCUUGCUUUAGAACAAUGGUGGCAAUUGCCUGAGAUGUCUGUUCAGGCCCGGAUACCUCUUUUGCAGCAGUUUCAACAGCUAGUUGAAGUUCAAGAAUCAGCUAGAAUUAUUGUGGAUAUUGCCAAUGGUAACAAGCAGCUUUCUGGAAACUCUGUUGCAGGUGUUCAUGCUAGUGGGUAUAUGGAUCUGAAGGAUAUCCUUGAGACAUGGCGACUAAGGACCCCAAAUGAGUGGGACAACUCAUCUGUUUGGUAUGAUUUACUUCACUGGCGAAAUGAGAUGUAUAAUACUGUUAUUGAUGCAUUCAAAGAUUUUGGCAGCACAAACCCACAGCUUCAUCACCUUGGUUACCGUGACAAAGCUUGGAAUGUCAAUAAGCUUGCUCACAUCGCCCGUAAGCAAGGUCUUUAUGAUGUGUGUGUGACAAUACUUGAGAAGAUGUAUGGCCACUCAACCAUGGAAGUGCAGGAGGCCUUCACUAAAAUAAGAGAACAAGCGAAAGCUUAUCUUGAGAUGAAGGGAGAACUUACCAGUGGUCUUAAUUUGAUCAAUGGUGCUAAUCUUGAAUACUUUCCUGUGAAAAAUAAAGCAGAAAUUUUUCGCCUCAAAGGGGAUUUCCUGUUGAAAUUAAAUGAUUGUGAAAAUGCUAAUAUUGCAUAUUCCAAUGCCAUCAGUCUUUUCAAGCAUUUACCAAAAGGAUGGAUAAGCUGGGGAAACUAUUGUGACAUGGUUUACAAAGAAACCCAGGAAGAGAUUUGGUUAGAAUAUGCUGUUAGUUGCUUUCUUCAGGGAAUCAAAUAUGGUGUUUCUAACUCCAGAAGCCAUUUAGCUCAUGUCCUAUACCUUCUCAGCUUUGAUACUUCCAAUGAACCUGUGGGAAGAGCAUUUGAUAAGUACUUGGACCAGAUCCCACAUUGGGUUUGGCUUUCUUGGGUCCCACAGCUAUUACUUUCCUUGCAGAGGACAGAAGCGCCUCAUUGCAAACUUGUGCUAUUAAAAAUUGCAACUGUGUAUCCACAGGCACUUUAUUACUGGUUGCGCACAUAUUUGCUUGAGCGCCGUGAUAUUGCCAAUAAAUCUGAACUAGGAAGAUUGCGAAUGCAGCAAAGCAUCUCUGGGGCUGGUACAACUUCUUUAGGCUUGUCUGAUGGAUCUGCAAGAGUACAGACUCAUGCUGGUGUUUCUCUGACAACAGACAAUCAGGUUCAUCAAGGCCCUCAGUCUGCAACUGUUGGCGGGUCACAUGACGGUGGGAACUCUCAUGGACAAGAACAUGAAAGGAGCACAGGUGUAGAGGGAAAUGCGCAUGGUGGGCAUGACCAACCUUCACAGCAAAGUUCUUCAACCAUUACUGAAGGUCAAGGCACAUUAAGGCGUAACGGUAUGCUUGGAUUAGUAGCUUCUGCUGCUAGUGCAUUUGAUGCUGCGAAAGAUAUAAUGGAGGCUCUUAGAAGCAAGCAUACUAAUUUGGCUAGUGAACUUGAGACUCUGCUUACAGAAAUUGGUUCAAGGUUUGUUACCCUUCCUGAGGAGAGACUUCUGGCUGUAGUAAAUGCGCUACUUCAUCGCUGUUACAAGUACCCAACUGCCACUACAGCAGAGGUUCCACAAUCCCUGAAAAAGGAGCUGUCCGGUGUUUGCAAGGCUUGCUUUUCGGCCGAUGCUGUGAACAAACAUGUUGAAUUUGUGAGAGAAUAUAAGCAAGACUUCGAACGUGAUCUUGAUCCAGAAAGCACGGCUACUUUUCCGGCCACCCUUUCUGAACUGACUGAGCGAUUGAAGCACUGGAAAAAUGUUCUUCAAAGCAAUGUUGAGGACAGAUUUCCAGCUGUCUUGAAGCUGGAAGAGGAAAGCAGGGUGUUGCGUGAUUUUCAUGUUGUUGAUGUUGAAGUUCCGGGGCAGUAUUUUACUGAUCAGGAAGUUGCACCUGAUCAUACGGUGAAGUUAGACAGAGUUGGAGCCGACAUUCCAAUCGUGAGACGGCAUGGAAGCAGUUUCCGCCGACUGACACUCAUUGGAUCUGAUGGUUCUGAACGCCAUUUUAUUGUUCAGACAUCUUUGACCCCUAAUGCUAGAAGUGAUGAACGCAUAUUGCAGCUGUUCCGUGUGAUGAACCGGAUGUUUGACAAGCACAAGGAAUCAAGGCGCCGCCACAUAUGCAUCCACACCCCAACAAUAAUCCCUGUUUGGUCCCAGGUUCGGAUGGUAGAAGAUGACUUGAUGUAUAGCACAUUUCUUGAGGUCUAUGAGAACAAUUGUGCACGUAACAAUCGAGAAGCAGAUCUCCCAAUUACCCAUUUCAAAGAGCAAUUAAACCAAGCUAUCUCUGGCCAGAUUUCCCCCGAAGCUGUUGUGGAUCUCCGCCUCCAAGCAUAUAAUGAGAUAACAAAGACUCUCGUUACAGAUGGCAUAUUCUCUCAGUACAUGUACAAGACUCUUCCUAGUGGUAACCAUCUGUGGGCUUUCAAAAAGCAGUUUGCCAUCCAGCUGGCACUUUCUAGUUUCAUGUCAUUCAUGCUACAAAUUGGGGGAAGGACCCCCAACAAGAUUCUAUUCGCAAAAAACACUGGCAAAAUAUUUCAGACUGACUUCCACCCAGCUUAUGAUGCAAAUGGGAUGAUCGAGUUUAAUGAAGCAGUUCCUUUCCGACUGACAAGGAACAUGCAGGCAUUCUUCUCCCAUUUCGGAGUGGAGGGGCUGAUUGUUUCUGCCAUGUGUGCUGCCUCACAAGCUGUGGUUUCACCUAAACAAAUUCAGCAUAUAUGGCAUCAUUUAGCCAUGUUUUUCCGUGAUGAGCUGCUGUCUUGGUCAUGGAGAAGGCCAAUGCAUAUGCCUUCAGCUCCUGCUCCUGCAGGAGGCUGCUUAAGCCCCAUGGACUUAAAGCUCAAGGUCACUACAAAUGUGGACAACGUCAUUGGACGGAUCAAAGGUGUAGCCCCACAGAACUACUCUGAGGAGGAGGAUAAUGCUAUGGACCCUCCGCAGUCAGUGCAGAGGGGUGUAACUGAGCUGGUUGAAGCUGCCCUGAUGCCCAGGAAUUUGUGCAUGAUGGAUCCAACAUGGCACCCUUGGUUCUAGUUGUGGUUGCUUUUGGUUACGUCAUUGCUGAGAUAUAUAAAGCGUCUUUGGCCACCUCAGCACUCAGUAGCAGAUGUGCAGAUCUCUCUCUCUCUCUCUCUCUCUCUCUCUCUCUCUCUCGUAGAAUAUUUUCAUUUCCCUUGUAUAUCCCCUCCCCUCUCAAAAGAAAAAAACCAGUACAACGUAGUCUCCUUUGUAGUUAUGUAUAUAUUGGUACUGGUCCAUUAGGUUAAUCUAGUGCUGGAGAUUGUACAAUCUGUCCAUGUGUUUCUAAUGCUGUGAAUGGUACAAUAUGUCCUAGCCCUUUUGGGAAUUGGUUGACCUUGUAAUUAUCCACCCAUUAAAUGUGCAGGAAAAGCAUUUCCAAAACAA
Molecule: messenger RNA, 12403 nt
Organism: Macadamia integrifolia
Lineage: Eukaryota; Viridiplantae; Streptophyta; Magnoliopsida; Proteales; Proteaceae
Product: transformation/transcription domain-associated protein-like
Exons: 36
Coding region: 314-12031 (3905 amino acids)
Biological process (GO): regulation of DNA-templated transcription; DNA repair
Cellular component (GO): nucleus; NuA4 histone acetyltransferase complex; SAGA complex
Molecular function (GO): transcription coregulator activity; protein binding
Source: RefSeq, a predicted model, not a curated record